AUGUCAAGCAACUGGGAAUAUAAGUUGGCAUUUGCCGCAUUAAAAAUGGACAACGCACCGCAAAACUUCAAGGAGGUUAUGAGUCGAGACAACUCACACCUAUGGAUGCAGGCAAUGAUUGAAGAAAUCGACUCAAUCACAAAACACAGGGUGUGGAUGGCUGCACAACAUCCAUCCGGGAAGAACAUUGUGGGGUGCAUGUGGACUUGUUGCAAAAGGUUACUCCCAACAACCAGGAAUCAAUUACAGCAAGAUAUCCUCACCAUCACACUUGAGGACCUUGAACUCCUCCAGCUCAAUAUUAAAACGGCUUUUCUGCACGGAAAUCUUGAUGAAGAAAUCUACAUGGAACAGCCAGAAGGUUUCAAGGAUGGAAACAAGAACGUUUGGCGUUUAGUGAAAGCUCUAUACGGACUAAAACAAGCGGUGCAAGCGUUUUACUUACGGCUGAAAGAACAGAAUGAUGAUAGUCUGGCGAUUAUAUUAGCACACGUAGACAACAUGCUGCUAGCCAGAAAACCUCUCACCUAUCUCAAAGAAGUCAAGUCGGAACUUGGCAAAUUGUUUGAACUUGUUGAUCUUGGUGAAGCAAAGAUGUUUGUUGGUGUCAAAAUUGAUCAAAACCAAAACAAAGGUGUCAGAGCCGACAACUACCACAGGGUAAAGCCCAACAAGCUAUUGCCUAAUAUAGGACUUAUCAGCAAGUGGGAUCUAACAAUGCUCUAA
Molecule: messenger RNA, 726 nt
Organism: Rhizoctonia solani
Lineage: Eukaryota; Fungi; Basidiomycota; Agaricomycetes; Cantharellales; Ceratobasidiaceae
Product: Retrovirus-related Pol polyprotein from transposon TNT 1-94
Exons: 4
Coding region: 1-726 (241 amino acids)
Source: RefSeq, a predicted model, not a curated record